GACAAUACAUUCUUCCAAGAUGCAAUAUUUAUUAAUAUAUUCUUCCAAAAUAUAUUUAUUAAUUCUCCUAUAAAAUAUUUCCUUUAUAAGAAAUAAAUGAUCUUUUAUGAGAGAUACCUCAGAAACGGCCCCCAGGAGAUUUCCAUUUAAUACCUGGGCUAUAUCAUUUUACCUCCUUUCACAAAAAGACAUAUGAUAGGCCAUCACUUGAAAAGGGAUUUAAAUGUUGGGACACAUUUUUAAAUGCUGAAUUUUUAAUAUCUUGCUACCUACUAAGAAAAAAUACUUUUUCAAAAGUUUCUUACACUUGUGAUAGUUGGAAAUGUGGAAUAGAAUCCUAUAUAACUUGACAAUCAAUAUUCUGCAAAAAAAGAUCCUACCUGAAACAGAUCGGUGUCUUCAUAUACUGGUAUUAUUAUGUUUGUAUGAAGUUCAGUCAAUAAAUAUCUGUUCAGACAUCCCUAUAGAAACUGUAGUCUUAUUUUCCAGGGGGCAAAGCUACUCCUAUCUCCUUUCCCUCCCCCCAAUACUGCUGCUAUACUUAUAAGAAUUUUUAAUUUGUAUCAUUCAUCCAAGUUACUGUGGUUUCCUUUAAUUUACCCUUUACUCUCUCCUAUACAAAUGAUUUCUCAAGCAAUCUUGUUUCAUUUUGGAUUUCAAUUAUGAAAAAUUUUUUAAUUUUUUAAAUUUUAAUAACAAAUUUCCACAUGUUUUCCAAAGUCAUAUAUGAUCCAUACUGUCUCUCUCCCUUCUUCCCUCCCUACCUCCUGGAGCUGACAAGCAAUUCAACCUGGGUUAAACAUGUAUUAUCACUCAAAACAUAUUUCCAAAUUAUAAAAAAAUUUAAAAUUAACAGUAAUUUAAAUUAAAUUAAAUUAAAACACACUUUUUCUUUGACUACUUAUUAUGACAAAUCAAUAAAGAAUUUCAAAUACCUUAGAGGAAACUAAAAAACUCAAACCUUAGAAUACUUUAGUUUCUAUAUUUUCAACAUAUUUAAGGCAAUUAUAAAUUAAUAAUGUGGACUGGGUAGAUGGAUUUACUUUCCAAAUUAAAAAAAAAGGUUUAAAUCUGAUGAUUAAAGCUAAAAGCAACCAUUUUCAACCUGUCUAGGAAAAAAAAUCAAGACUUUUCUUGCAAAAUUCUGGUAGAUUCAUAUACUGUAACUCUAACCUUUAAUAUUUGACAUUUCCAUGCUGAAACAGAGCAGUGGAAACUUUUCUGAAUCUGUGUUGCUUUUGGAAACCAGCACCUCACAUCUGCUGUCUCUGCAAUGCAGUGUCCAAGCUGGGUGUAAAAGGUUAUUUUAUAAUUGCCACUGCAGAUGAUAUCAGAAUCAUAACUGUCACCCUGUGGCUCCAUCUUCCUAAGAACAACGAUCUUUUGAACAAGUCACAAGUAUGUGAUUUUCUGAAUUAAUACCUUCCACAGAUGGAAAUACAGACUUUGUGUUUAAGAAAAAGAAAAUCAAAUCCAAGGCUACUUACUGAAAGUAAAGGUAGUCUCUGCAGAUUGAGUCCAACUGCUUCUACUGCAUUUGUUAACAUUUCUGGAAAUUCCUUGAUUCCUAAGGCAUUUCUUUCCUCUACACCCCUCCUCCCCAUGAGAAGUUUAUUAAUAAUCUAACUAUCCUUCAACAAAAAGAUUGAUAAAAGGUGGUGAGGUAUGGGGAUAUGAUUGUAUUUCUUGGUGAAAGCACAACUUUCACCAAAAGAAAAGCAUUCUACCCAUUAGAAUGCCCUGGAUAAAGAGAUAGCUGAGCUAAGCAACUGAAAGCAGGAGGUGUAAGGCAAAGAUUCCAUUAGUUCAAGAAUUCUAUAAAUGCUGCUAAUUACUAUUUUUUUAGUUUCAUGACAUGUGCUAGUUUUUUUUUUUUUCAAAAAAGGGGGAAAAGUCUGUACUGGCCUCAGAUGUACCAUCAAUUCUUCCUUUCCAUACCCACACCCACACCCCCAUAACAACUUUUGUUUUCUAACACUACUUAUUCCUGGUUUGAAACCUGACAAAUAGCAAAAAUUUAGCAACCAAAAAAAAAGAAAGAAAGAAAAAGGAAAAAAAAGUAUUUUGCCACCCUCCUGGCUAACUGAAAUGCUUGUUCCUGAGAUUACAGUAAUUACAGCCCCAGCAUGAGCUCCAUACAAGCGCUAAAUGAAACAGCAGAUCAAUUAAAAAAUAAACACUCCAUUCUAGGAGUAAGACAACCCCCUGGGACGUCCUAACAAGCGUAAAUGAACCUGCCAGGCAGCCUGCCCCUCCACCCGGUUCCCUGCUCUCUUAUCUUAAGGUGGGUUGGAGGAGUUAGCAAGGGGAAGGGUUAAUUGACAGGGUAGCAAGCGGUAGGUAAAAGAAACCUUUGGUCCCUGUUCCUCCCCGUAUAGAUCACGAAUUAAACCUCAACCUGCCUCACCCUGGAGGUUAAGCCUCAACUUUCCAGCGAUCUGACUGAUCUGAGUAAAUAGUGGAAUAGGAAGAAGGAAGACACUGUGGUGAAGACAAACCCAUAUGUAGUUUUACACAGAUAUGCUUAUAGGAUGUGUGUAUUAUGUAUGCCUACUCCCAAAAGUUUGUUUCAGCAAAUGGAUGGAGUUUCACAGUACAGACGUGCUGUAGAUUCAGAGGUAAUCCAAGAGGUGGCAAAGUUUUCCAUUUGGCUAUGGAACCGUGAUUUCGGUUCUGGUGGUGAUAGGUUGAGAGUGGAAUAGUUUGCAGUGACUUAAGUUUUGCAUAUAUAUCUAUAUUUCUGUAUUGUCACAUAAUCAUAUACAGAUAUGUAUGUAUAUAUGUGUGUGUAUCUUUUCAGACUGAAGCUCUGGCUUCCAGAAAUGAAUGUCUACUAAAUCAGAUGCCCCACUUGCUCUUACAAACCCUUCUUUCCUCCCUAUGGAUAGCCAGCACCUAAUAUAAAUGGCAAAUUUCUUCAAAAUUCCAAUAGCUUAUGACCCAAAGAAAUGCCUGGUUUCAAAGGUAAUUUGGCAGUUACCUAGUUUAACUUCUUCAUUUUUUUUUAAAUUGAGGAGAAAACACAAGUUCAGAGAGGUGGUGACUUGCCCAAGUUCAGUUUAGUGGUAGGGACCACAGCUAGACACCCCAUCCAGUGAACUCUUCCAAAUCACUAUGACCCAUUGGUCACGCCUGUGGUGAUCCAUUCACAUCUCCUUCUAAGAACCCCAAGAGAAAUCCUCAUUGGGAUCAUGAGUUUAAAAAGAAAAAGUCUGCUUUCUCAUAAAGUGAAAGGGUGCAACUAACACCCCUUUCUAUCACAAAGUCCUUUGCACUCACCUGGCCAGGCCUUUCUACUCCGUUGAAAUUUCCUAAGAGGUUGCCAUUUAAGGCUGUUUCACUGAGUUCGGGAAGCUCACAGAGCUCCGGAGCCUUUUCCAAAAGAUAUCAGAGGAAUACCCGAAGCUGGGUCAAGACCACUGACACAGUUUCAUUCACGUCUGGAUAUUGAAACUUUAUUAACCUGUUACUUGGAAGAUGAGCGCCGGACAAGGUCACACUCAUUCCAAAAUUAAAGAGCCUAGAAAUUGGGGUGUAGGUACACCUUGCUCCUGAGGUGUGAAAAGAAAAAGAUGCUAACCAUUGAUUUACCCAGAGAAGAGAAGCGGUAUUUUGGUUCGCUGUUAUGUUUUUUCAGGGCAGUUUAGGAAGAGGAUUCUAGGUUUCCUUUGGAAAACCGCCGCUAAAACAAGCACAAGACGCACAUCCACCGACCCCCUCAUCCUGCUCCAACCCCGCCCUUCCCAGAUCUCCAUCACCAGGAUGUCUGUAAGUUCGUCUUCCGAGGAUAUAGACUGCAAUAUAGAGAACCUCCUUAAGUGGGGUUGAGACUUGGGAGUCCCUGGUCUCCGCCCCCUCUUCCGAAAGAUAGGCUGACUUAACCCAGGAGGCGGAGACUGAGUCAGCUCCGUAUAAAUAUUCAUGAGGACCGCGGCUAGAAGCUAGCAGGGGCUGGAGACUGGGAAGUUGUGUAAAGGGCGCUGCUCCCGCGGAGGAGACAGCGGCAGCAGCAGCAGCAGCAGCAGCAGAAGACGAAGACAACGAAGUAGCAGUAGCAGCAGUAGCUAAAGCUCAGGUGUACGGGUUUGUUUUUUGACAAGAGGCCUGACUGCCUACGAUUCCGUGUGUCCCCUAGCAGCACCGCUACGACUUUUACCUGGAGGGGGGAGCCAGUUGCCCCGCACUUGGCGGAGAGCUGAGUUUCAAGAGACCGCAGGAGGGCACUGACUAACCGCUGCUGAGUUCCGAGAAAUCCUGCUUGGCGGCUCGACUUUUAUAAAGGAGGGGAAAUUUGUUUGCUAGUCCCUGGGUGUUCUUAGCGGGGGCAGAAAAAGCUGGAAAGGUUCAUCUCGAGACCGGAGGAGUUUGUAUAUAUUUGCUCAGCCAUUUUGACUUUGCAUCACGGGGAGCGGAGGCGAAACUUGUGGACUCACCACCUUCUGUGCUCAGCAAAGUCAGGGGCAGCCCAGAAGCAGCCGGGGGAAAAGUGGCUGCGGCCCGAAAGAAGAAGAAGAAAAAAAAAGCAAGUGCAAUAACAGGAGAACGAUGAGACUGCGACUGGAAACACUCCUCCGGGCGGACUGAAACUGGACCUGAAAAAAUUUUAAGGGGGGGAAAGGGGAGAGAACCCCCCCGGGAAGGAUUGCCGGGCUUUUCUUACUCCCCUCCGGAUUUACUCCUUUCCAAACCGCAAAGGAACUGCUGUGGGACUUGGGGAAGGGGGGGGAGCGCGGGGGUGGCGCUUUCUCUCCCCCCGCCCCUGGCUCCCGGGGAAAGGAGCCGCUACUGAGAUUUGAAGCGGGUGGGGGGUAGGGGGGAGGGAGGGAGGGAGGUUUGGAUUGAUUUCCUCAUCCAGCUUCCCGGACAGUGAGACUUGGGACUAGCCGCUAGCGGGGGAGACAAGGGGGGCGCAAUCGGCAGCUUCAUUUACAACCCAUUUCUCCCUGGAGAAGCCAAAAGACCUUCGAAGAGGGGCAGGGGGAGGGCCCAGCAAGAGGAGAGAAGCCCCCGCUGGUACCCGGGGAAGCUUGGAAAGCGCUUGCUGCAGGGCUUGCUCGCCAGGCUACUCCUUUCCCUCUCCCUCCCUCUUUCACUCUAUUCUCCACCCCUCCAGCAGCUCCCGCGGUGCAGGGAGAGAUUUGGGGAGAACUAGUAAGCGUGGCGAGAGGGACACUUGGAGGACUCCGGGGUGUGCGAGUCUGCCGACUGGGCCGUGUGCGAGGAGCCAAGUAUGGAGUGGAGUUACCUGUUGGAAGUCACCUCCCUGAUCGCUGCCUUCUCCCUGCUGCAGCGUUCCAGCGGGGCGGCCGCCGCCUCGGCCAAGGAGCUGUCGUGUCAAGAGAUCACCGUGCCCCUGUGCAAGGGCAUCGGCUACAACUACACCUAUAUGCCCAACCAGUUCAACCACGACACGCAGGACGAGGCGGGCCUGGAGGUGCACCAGUUCUGGCCCCUGGUGGAGAUCCAGUGUUCGCCCGACCUCAAGUUCUUCUUGUGCAGCAUGUACACGCCGAUCUGCCUGGAGGACUACAAGAAGCCGCUGCCGCCCUGCCGCUCGGUGUGCGAGCGGGCCAAGGCCGGCUGCGCCCCGCUCAUGCGCCAGUACGGCUUUGCCUGGCCGGACCGGAUGCGCUGUGACCGGCUGCCGGAGCAAGGCAACCCAGACACCCUAUGCAUGGACUACAACCGCACGGACCUCACCACCGCUUCACCCAGUCAGCCCCACCACCAUCACCCGCCGCCACCGCCGCCGCCGCUACCCGGCGAGCAGCCGCCCCCGGGCUCCGGGCACCAUCGGCCCUCCGGGGGUCGGCCUCCACACCGGGGCAGCGGGAGCGGCAAGGGUUCGGAGGCUGCAGCUCCCCCGGCCCGAGGCGGAGGCGGGAAAUCCCGGACCCCUGGCGGCGGCUCCUCCCCCUGUGAACCGGGCUGCCAGUGUCGUGCGCCCAUGGUGUCGGUGUCCAGCGAGCGGCACCCGCUCUACAACCGAGUCAAGACUGGGCAGAUCGCCAACUGCGCUCUGCCCUGCCACAACCCCUUCUUCAGCCAGGACGAGCGAGCAUUCACCGUCUUCUGGAUCGGUCUAUGGUCAGUGCUCUGCUUCGUCUCCACUUUCGCCACAGUCUCCACCUUCCUCAUUGACAUGGAACGCUUCAAAUACCCUGAGCGACCCAUCAUCUUCCUCUCCGCCUGCUACCUCUUCGUCUCGGUGGGCUACCUGGUGCGCCUGGUGGCCGGGCACGAGAAGGUGGCGUGCAGCGGAGGGGCAGCGGGAGCUGGCGGUGCGGGUGGGGCCGGCGCCGGGGCAGGGGCGGCCGGUGCAGCGGCUGGGGCUGCUGGGGGCCCGGGAGGGCGGGGCGAUUAUGAGGAGCUGGGUGCGGUGGAGCAGCACGUGCGCUACGAGACGACGGGCCCGGCGCUAUGCACGGUAGUCUUCCUGCUUGUCUACUUCUUUGGCAUGGCCAGCUCCAUCUGGUGGGUGAUCCUGUCGCUCACCUGGUUUCUGGCGGCGGGCAUGAAGUGGGGCAACGAGGCCAUCGCGGGUUACUCACAGUACUUCCACCUGGCCGCCUGGCUGGUACCCAGCGUCAAGUCCAUCGCGGUGUUGGCUCUCAGUUCUGUGGAUGGUGACCCAGUGGCUGGUAUCUGCUACGUGGGCAACCAGAGCCUGGACAACCUGCGGGGCUUCGUGCUGGCCCCGCUGGUCAUCUACCUCUUCAUCGGCACCAUGUUCCUCCUCGCUGGCUUCGUGUCGCUCUUCCGCAUCCGUUCGGUCAUCAAACAGCAGGGAGGCCCCACCAAGACGCACAAACUGGAAAAGCUCAUGAUCCGCCUGGGCCUCUUCACCGUCCUCUACACCGUGCCCGCCGCAGUCGUGGUCGCUUGCCUCUUCUAUGAGCAGCACAACCGCCCCCGCUGGGAGGCCACCCACAACUGCCCCUGCCUGCGGGACCUGCAGCCGGACCAGGCCCGCCGGCCAGACUACGCAGUCUUCAUGCUUAAGUACUUCAUGUGCCUCGUGGUGGGCAUCACCUCGGGCGUGUGGGUCUGGUCUGGAAAGACGCUCGAGUCGUGGCGGGCCUUGUGCACUCGCUGUUGCUGGGCCAGUAAGGGAGCUGGUCCCGGCGGAGGAGCCGCUGCCGCCGCCGCUGCCGUAGGCGCGGGAGGAGGAGGAGGGGGAGUGGGAGGGGGAGGCAGCGGAGGAGGAGUGGGGGGAGGUGGCGGCGGAGGAGGAGGAGUGGGAGGCGGAGGAAUGGGAGGAGGGGGCUCUAUGUACAGCGAUGUCAGCACGGGCUUGACGUGGAGAUCAGGCACCGCCAGCUCGGUGUCCUAUCCCAAACAAAUGCCAUUAUCCCAGGUCUAGAAGGGGGCGGCUGUAGGCAAAAGGAGAGGACUUCUCGGAAAAGGACGAGGCGGGAGUGAGAAGAAGAGGGAAGGAGGGACCUUUGACUGUCUGAAGUUCCCACCCCCCCACCCCCCUUCUCUGUGUUGAUUGCUAUUAGCAUGAUAAUGAAGUCUUAAUGGUAUCCAUUAGCCGGGACUUAAAUGAUUUGGUUAGAACAAUGUACCUGGCAUUGACAGCUCACAGACCGCCCCCCCCCUUUCCUCCAUUUAUAUGCAAGGAACUCUUACUGCAAGGCAGUGUUAAUUUUUGUUGUUGUUGGCAAAGAAGGGUGGACUCUGCCCAGUCUCUAGAACGGAAGGCAAGAAGCUUUCACUCCUGGUCCUGUGCUCCGCCUGGAAACCCAUAGAGCAGCACAUGUCGUUCAUUUGAGGGCUGUGUCUUCCUUCCCCCUGACACAUACACUCACUCUCUUACGUAAACUCUUUAUGAUUAACAAACGCAUCCUAGAGGAGGGAUGAUCAGGACCUGAUGGGACUGCAAGGUUUGGGUUUUCUAAAUGACCAGGCAAAUGCCUUAACAAACAAACAAACAAAACCAUGUCUUAAUUAUACACCCCAAGUAAAUACGGGUUUCUUACAUUAAAGGAUGUAUUUAUAUAAUUAUUUGUUAACUUGUAAAAAUAUGUAAAAUAUGUACAUAUCAAAAGAUAUACUGUCUGUACAUUUUUUUUGUAAAAAGUUUAGAGGCUACCCCUGUAAGAACAAAUAUGAGUAUUCUAUUUUGUCAAUAAAAUGACUUUUGAUAAAUGA
Messenger RNA from Monodelphis domestica (gray short-tailed opossum), 8154 nucleotides. It is a transcript of the gene FZD8, whose product is annotated as frizzled class receptor 8. Gene Ontology annotation, molecular function: Wnt receptor activity; Wnt-protein binding. The record is from RefSeq and is a predicted model, not a curated record. Lineage: Eukaryota; Metazoa; Chordata; Mammalia; Didelphimorphia; Didelphidae. Gene Ontology annotation, biological process: canonical Wnt signaling pathway; non-canonical Wnt signaling pathway. Gene Ontology annotation, cellular component: plasma membrane.